CACCUCUAUUUUGACUAAGGAAAUUGUGGCAUGAUGCUUUAAUUACCAUGAUCACUUGUGAUCCAAACUAUGGUAACCAUGGCACACCUUAAUGAAUCAGAAAGACCAUUUCCUCUUCUUCUUCAUCUGCUUCCCUUUUCCAUUAUCUUACCUUUACUUGUUCUCACCAUCAUCAUCUUCAAGCUCUUUCUGAAACCAUCAAAACCCCUUCACCUCCCACCAGGCCCAACUCCAUGGCCACUCCUGGGCAACAUCUUCCACCUGGGGAAAAAAACACACAUAACCCUCACAACUUUCGCCAACACUUAUGGCCCUCUCAUCUCCCUCAAGCUCGGAACCCAGCACCUCGUUGUUGGAUCCUCCCCCUCCGUCGCAUCAGAAAUCUUGAAAACCCAUGACCGGCUCCUCUCAGGCCGCCAUGUCCCCCAUGCCUUCCCCACAGAAACCUCACAACUCGACCACACAUCCAUCGGCUGGACCUCCGAGUGCCACGAGGGGUGGCGCUCCCUUCGCGCCCUGUGCAGGGCCGAGAUGUUCUGCAGCAGAGCUCUGGAGUCUCAGGCCCUCCUGAGGGAGAAGAAAGCAGGAGAAAUGGUGGGGUUCUUGAGGUCAAAAGUGGGCAGUGAAGAAGGAGUGGAUGUUGGGGAGAUGGUGUUUGCAACUGUGCUGAACAUGUUGAGUAAUGUGAUGCUAUCCAGAGAUGUGAUCAGAUUUGAGGGCGAUGGGGUGAUGAAAGGGCUUAUCAGGAGUGUUAUGGAGGUUGCUUCUGCUCCAAAUCUCUCUGAUUUUUACCCUUUUCUGCAGAGGUUAGACCCCCAAGGUCUGAGGAAAAGGGCACUGGGAUUGGGUAUGAGGAUUAGAUCUAUGUGGGAGCCUAUAAUUGAAGAAAGAAGAGAAGUCAGAUGUAGUAGUGGUGGUUCCAGCCACCAAGAUUUCUUGGAUACUCUUCUUGAUAAGGGCUUUUCCAAUGAAAGAAUCCACCAGUUAUUCAUGGAGUUAUUUGCUGCUGGGACAGACACUAGUACCUCAACAAUAGAAUGGGCAAUGGCAGAGCUGAUAAAAAGUCCAGAAUCCAUGGAAAAGGUGUACAAAGAGCUCAAGAGAGAAAUCAAUGGAGGAGACAUCAGAGAAUCACAUCUGGUGCAUUUACCUUAUCUCCAAGCCUGUGUGAAGGAGACUCUGAGGCUACACCCUCCUGCACCACUGCUGCUUCCUCACCGCGCUAUUGAAGUGUGCCAAGUGAUGAACUAUACCAUCCCGAAAGAUGCUCAAAUCCUGAUAAACGUCUGGGCGGUUCAGAGAGAUGCUUCGAUCUGGGAUGAGCCACUCAAGUUUAGGCCCGAGAGGUUCCUCGAAACCGGUCUGGAGUUCAAAGGGAACGAUUUCGAGUUCUUGCCAUUUGGUGCAGGAAGGAGAAUCUGCCCGGGCCUCCCCAUGGCUGCAAAAACUGUUCCUUUGGUUUUGGCUUCAAUGAUUCAUUCCUUUGAUUGGAGCCUCCCAGAUGGCAAAAACCCCAAAGAUCUCAACAUGAAUGAAAAGUUUGGUGUCACAUUGCAGAAAGAACAGCCACUGUUCUUGAUUCCCAAAACCAGAAAAAAUAUGUGAUUUUUGUAUAUCUUUCUGUUCAAUAAAAGUGAUAAUGGGUUAUCAA
Molecule: messenger RNA, 1651 nt
Organism: Ipomoea nil (Japanese morning glory)
Lineage: Eukaryota; Viridiplantae; Streptophyta; Magnoliopsida; Solanales; Convolvulaceae
Product: (S)-N-methylcoclaurine 3'-hydroxylase isozyme 1-like
Exons: 2
Coding region: 70-1605 (511 amino acids)
Molecular function (GO): heme binding; monooxygenase activity; iron ion binding
Source: RefSeq, a predicted model, not a curated record